Molecule: messenger RNA, 2721 nt
Organism: Cygnus olor (mute swan)
Lineage: Eukaryota; Metazoa; Chordata; Aves; Anseriformes; Anatidae
Gene: PHF24
Product: PHD finger protein 24
Exons: 8
Coding region: 506-1708 (400 amino acids)
Source: RefSeq, a predicted model, not a curated record
AGAAAAGCAGCUCGGCCUCGGGGCCAGAGGAGAUGCAGGGAAAGCUUUUAUUGGUAUCUCCCAGCCAACGUCAGCCCGGUUAAAAAAAAAAUGCUUCAUCUCUCAGAGAGCUGUUUAACACGGCUCAGGCAGCAAUUGGUACAGGGACAGCAAACCAGGCUGCAUCUGCUCAGCCCCAGUCACAAGCUCCCUGCUUCCUCCGUGUGUGUUUGUGAGUGAGCGUGCGUGUGUGUGUGUGUGUGUGUGUGUGUGUGUGUGCUAGACACAGGCAUCCGCUCCCAGCAUCUCGCCAUCUCCUGCAUCCUCCAGAAGCGAGCGCGCGGCUCUGGCUCCCCACGUCCCAGCCUCGCCGCUGUCUCCCCCGGCGGGGAUUUGCGCGUGGGGCGCGGGAUGCGGUGAGCACCCGCGGGACCAGAGGAGGUGGUGGCCGGGAGCAGCUGCCAUGGGCAUCGCGUGGGAAGCUCUCUAGGGCUCGCGCUCCCAAGCAGGACCCUGACCCAGAGCCAUGGGGGUGCUGAUGUCGAGGCGGCAGACGGUGGAGAAGGUGCAGAAGGUCAGCUUGGCCGUGUCAGCCUUCAAAGACGGGCUGCGGGAGCAGCCAGCGGCGCGGCGGCGGGCGGAGGCUGGGGGCACGCGCCGAGGGACGCUGGAGCAGACGGUACAAGAGGGAGAGGAGGAAGCGCCAGCGGGGCCCUCGCAGCCGGAGGAGGGCAGCGCCAGCAAGGCCGCGUGGGAGCGGCUGCGGGACGGCCGGGGUGUGGAGCCGGAGGAGUUCGACCGAGCCAACAGGUUCACGCCGCCCGCCUUCAUCCGGCCGCAGCGGGAGCUGCACGACGACGAGCCUCCGGACAUCAGCCUGGAGCAGCGGGAGCAGAUCCUCAACGACGAGAUGUGCGAGAUCUGCGAGGUGUGGACAGCCGAGAGCCUCUUCCCAUGCCGCGUCUGCAGUCGGGUGUACCACGACGGCUGCCUGCGCCGCAUGGGCUACCUGCAGAACGACAGUGCCGUGGAGGUGACAGAGACUGCGCACACCGAGACCGGCUGGAGCUGCUACUACUGCGACAACCUCAAUCUCCUGUUGACAGAAGAGGAGAUGUACAGCCUGAUGGAGACUUUGCGGCAGUGCAAGAUCAUUCCAGACACCUGCCUGACGCUGGACGACUUCCUGCACUACAAGCACCUGGUGCACAAGCAGCAGUUUGAGCAGCCCAUGGGGGAGGCGCAGGAGGAGCGGGCCACCCUGCAGUUCUCUGCCCUGGACCCCGACAAGAAGGGGCACAUCGAGUGGCCGGACUUCCUCUCCCACGAGUCCAUCCAGCUGCUGCAGAAACUCCGGCCGCAGAACUCCCUGCUGCGGCUGCUGACGGCCAAGGAGCGCGAGCGGGCACGCGCGGCCUUCCUGGCGCUGGACCAGGACAGCGACGGCUUCAUCGUGGAGAGCGAGUGCCACAAGGCGCGGCACGCCUGGUUCCGCAAGCACCAGAAGGAGACGCCGUCCUGCAACGUCAGCAUCAGCCACGUCGGGCCCAUGUCGGAGAGCAGCCCCGCCAGCAGCGGCAGCGCCAAGAGCCAGGAGAAGACGCUGCUGGCCGCGGAGCAGGAGGACGCCCGGCGCGUCGACUGGCCCGGCUUCCUGCGGGACAACGUCGCCUACAUCCUGGCCGCCCGCCCCAACAGCGCCGCCGUCCACCUGCAGCCGCCCGCCUAGCGCCCGUCCCGCCCGUCCCGUCCCGCCCGCCCCGGCGCCAUCUUGGCCGGCGACGCCUUCCCCCACGGGGCGGGGGAAGAGCCCCGUUGCCAUGGCAACCCGCCCCGCAACAUCCCAUUGGCUGAGGGAAGCCCUGCUCACUUCGCCCCGCCUGCCAAUCCCGCGCGGCUCCCCGCUGCUUGCCUGGGGGGGAGCCAGCUGCUGAUUGGCUGGCGGGGGAGAAGACGCUCUGCGUCUCCCCCUGCCUCCGCGUCGGAUUGGCUGGGAGGGACGGGUGGUGGGCUGCGAUUGGGGGAGGGAGGCUCGAGCAGGUGCAGCCCUGGAGAGCUCUGAUUGGCUGGGGGGAGGCAGGGCAGGACCUUGGUGCCCUGGAGGCCCCGGAGGAGGCUGGAGGUCCCUGGAGGCGCUGGGUGCAGAGGCUCCGUGCUGGGGCGGAGGCCGUCCCCGCCCUGCCCCGCCGCCUCACGUCCCCGCGGCCCCCAGGGAGCCACCAGCCGCCGGGAGCUGCCGCCCACCUCCUGCAGCCUUGGGAGCGCCCAAGGGGAUGGAUGGGUUCCUCCGUCCUCCCUCCGCAUGGAGGAGGCUCGCAGGGCAGGGGCGAGGCAGGAGGCCACGAGGCAGGGGGGAGGCGCAGAGGAGCUGGAUCCCCUGCAAGCCUCGCCCCUCCAUGCCCCGUGCAUGGAGGCCAGGACCUCCGACCCACACCCACGGCAGCGCCAUGGCCUCAUCUCCACCUCCCCCUGCCCGAGCCAGGGCACCGCUCCCCGCUGCAGGGACUCCCUCCCUCGCAAGCUGUGAGACCGUCUUGGAGUUUCAGGCCGUAUAGUGAGGCCGGGAGAUGCGGCAGCGCCAUGGGGGCAUUUCGGGGGAUGGGUCCGAGGUGGGGCGCGGGCGGGCUGGAGCCGUGGCUGGAAUGAGCAAGCCACCAGGGACGGGGCGUCACAGCCUCCACACUGUACUGGGAAGUGUCCAUUAAACAGCUGUGUCCAACCACCCUCUGGCUGCCGAUGGUA